UUCUAAUAGGAAUCCUGUACACAUUCCUUAAAGGGUUAGUUCACCCAAAAAUGUCAAAAGUCCUUAAAGGGAUAGUUCACCCAAAAAUGAAAAUUCUCUCAUCAUUUACUCACCCUCAUGCCAUCUAAGAUGUGUAUGACUUUCUUUCUUCUGCUGAAAACAAAGAAAGAUUUUUAGAAGAAUAUUUCAGCUCUGUAGGUCCAUACAAUGCAAGUGAAUGGUGAUCAGGCCUUUGAAGCUCCAAAAAGCAGUUCAAGUCAGCAUAAACAUAAUCCAUCAGACUCCAGUGGUUUAAUACAUGUCUUGUGAAGCGAUCCAGUUGGUUUUGGGUGAGAACAGACCAACCAAUCACUGUACAUCUUGACACCAGCAGUCUCCUUGGCGAUCAUGAUUUUAAGCUCGAUUACACUUUGUACAGCACACCUCUGCGCAUGCAUCAAGCACUAGGAACUGUAAUCGAGCUUGAAAUCAUAUCGGGUGCGACUCGAUCAGCUCCUUAGUUCAGUAGUCAGGGCACUGAUCAGGGAGUCGGAUAAUUUAAGGACUGUCUCAAUCGCAAAAUCAUUCCAGGACACUGAAACAUUCGCUCCCUAAAAAAAUCACACAAUGCACCGUAAAAACCAGGAAGCCAGGAAGCAUCAUGGCUCACUAUGUUCCCUUGAAAAAAAGUCAUACACAUCUUGAUGGCAUUAGAAUUUUCAUUAUUGGGUGAACUAUCCCUUUAAGGACUUUUGACUAAUUAAAAAUAAAAGAAAUGUUUCCAAUUCAGCCUAAUAAGCACAUUUGUUUAAUUUGGUCACUGAAGCACAGCGUCCACCCUUAUCCAUUGACAAGGCCUAUUAGACUAUCAGCACUAAUGGUUUUGCUUAUAAUCUGUUGAUAUAUAUUCAUAAGAAAAGCAUUAGAGACAAUACACAAAGACAACUCUUCUCAGCACACCGGGCAUUAAUAAAGCAGUAUUUCGAUCAAAAGGUCUAUUACCAAAACACUGUGCUGCGCCCUUGGCAAAAUCGCAAAUAAUUGGAUGUUUAGGUCCAUCUAGUGGUUCAUAUUGGAAAAUAGGUUAGUCAAACUAGUCACCAGGCAAACAAGACCGAAAUUAAUGUUUAACAUAUUGUAUUAUGAAUGUAAAUGGGUUUCGGGGUUCUAGAACCGCAUUUAAAAUAACAUUUAAUUUGUGUCAAAGUAGAUACAGGUGACACUGAAAUUUUAUAAACACAUCAAUAAAAACUACAUUUCCCUGCACCGUUCACUUUAAAGUGACGGCAAAGUGUCGUAAAUCACCCGCUCUGCUGUACGGCACACAGUAGGCCAGUGUGGAGUGAAUUGAGUAAUGGCUGGAACAGACACGAGAUAGUGCUCGAACUUUUCAUUAUUCCUAAAUUUUUUAGGUAUCAGCAGCCGAACGGACGCCUUUAUUUGUCGUCGUUCGCUGUGAGAGGCUGAUUCCGACCCUAUUUUCCUGUCAUCAUAUUAACUGUAUGCAGUGGAAUGGCUGAAGUGCCGCCUGGGCCUAACGCACUGCCUUCAUCCCCGAGCGACAUCACAGCACUGCCGGUGGACGGAUGCACCUUACUGGGGAACGAUGAGGGAUUGGAUAUCAUCACCCCCGGCCCGGGACCACACCAGCACGCCGGCGAUCAUAAAGCGAUAGUCAAAUCCAACCAGAACAACGUGCAUCCCAAUGCGUCAGGCGCCCAGUUCUACUCAGCUCAGAUGAACGGGGUCCAGUACAACCACGCUCACCUCCAGAAUCACGUCCAGCACCGGCCGUCCUACAAUCAAAGCGGCGCUUCUGAUCAUCACCUGGAUGGCAUCGGCGAAACACAUGGCGAUCACACGGAAAACAACAAUUUAACCAGAAAUAAACGUUGUAAUGAUAUAUCGCAGUGCCAGUCGCCGCCGAACAACGGGAUAGACUGCACUGCUAGUAUGGCGAUCACGGAGAGCAGUUCUUGUCAGCUGGAGAAUGAUGCGAGGAGCAGGACUGGUUCGGUGGAGAAGGGUCGAGCGGCACAUGAGUCAGGCCCGGGCCCGCACGGCGCUCGAGUAGAGCAGCAGGCGGCGGCGGAUGACAGCGCUCCGGUGGCGGAGAUGUCGAGACUCGCGCUGAAGGAGAACGACGAGUCCAUCCGAUACGUGAGAUACGAGUCUGAGCUCCAAAUGCCCGAUAUUAUCCGCCUCAUAACGAAAGACUUGUCUGAGCCCUACUCCAUAUACACCUAUAGGUACUUUAUUCACAACUGGCCUCAGCUCUGCUUUCUGGCGAUGGUCGAGAAGGACUGUGUUGGUGCCAUUGUCUGUAAGUUAGACAUGCAUAAGAAGAUGUUUCGUCGCGGAUACAUCGCCAUGCUCGCCGUGGACUCCAAAUUUCGCAGGAAAAGCAUUGGCACCAACCUUGUGAAAAAGGCCAUCUAUGCCAUGGUGGAGGGGGAUUGUGAUGAGGUGGUGCUAGAGACGGAGAUCACCAACAAAUCAGCCCUGAAACUUUAUGAGAACCUGGGCUUUGUCAGGGACAAGCGGUUGUUUAGAUAUUAUUUAAACGGAGUGGACGCACUUCGACUCAAACUCUGGCUUCGCUAAAUCAAACUAAUGGGUUCCUCGACUCUUUCUCCAUCCCUUUCACCUCCUUUUCCUCCACCCCAGGCCUCUUUUGGCUCAGAUCACAUGACUUACCCUCAGUAGAAAGACGCUUGACCUCAGCUGAGCCACAAAGGAGAAACUCUGGGUGAAAAUUCAACAAAUCAUAAUAAAGUGUUUUACAAACAUUUUGUGCAAAAGACAAAGAGGUUAUUGCAAAAAAUAUACGAAGUUGGGUACUACUAUUACAAUAACACUGAAGAGGAAAAUGGUGGCUUGGGCACUCAGGUGCCGAUAGCCGGACUGAAGACCUCUGUGUAUUUGCGACGGGCUGGGAAAAAUGGGUUGAUGGCAUCAGCGGAAAAAAGCAAACAGUGCACCACACCUCUGAUGUUGAAUUUUUUACAAACAAUCACAAACCGAGAGAUGAAAAUGUGUGUUCAAACCGACUCAACGAAACUACUCAAAUCAAUCUUUUUUGUUUUAUUAUUAUUUUCCUUCUAAAAGAGGGUGCACGGGAGCACUGCAGGUUAUUGUGUUGGAGCCUGCUGCUUUGUGUUGUUUUUGUGCAUUCAGGGGUCUGCGGUUUAGUUUGUGUUUAUUUUAUAUUUUGAAAGACACUGAGCAGGGCUCUGUCCGCUUUAGAAGUCUGACAAGAAAUGACAAAAUAGUGUACACAGCAACACAUUAACAAUGCGGACAGUAAGUCAAUCGUAUUAGCUCGCUCACAAUAUGCCAUAUUGGUUUAUGUGGAUUGUGAUUUUUUUUUUUUUUUUUUUUUUUUUUUUGUGUUUGAAGGCAGUUGUUGGAUUCCAUUUUAUGCUACUUAACACAAAUUAAGUCAUCUCAGCAAAUGACAACUUGGCCGGACACUUGUUUGAGAGUGUUUUGUGACAAAUGAAAAAUUUGGGAAGUGGGUGUUCCCAAAAUGAAGUGUUCCCCACUUUUCUUUUUUUCAUAUAUUUUUUUUUUUUUACCACAGCCUUUAUAAUUGUAGUGUAUUUUAUUGAAUUUAAUGAAUGAUAACAAGGAUCUGGAACCAUGAAUAUGAGACAGUGAAUAGAUUACCAUUUCCAUUAAUAUUACUGAUACGAUUGCAUUGAUUGCAAAAGUAGCUCUGGACAUCUCUGCCACAUAUUUAGUCACUCAGAUAUGCUAAAUCAAGACAAAGGAACCUCAAACAGAUGCACUUCUCAUUUUUGCACUGAUUAAAUAGGGGGUUUUUGCUUGGUAAAAUUCCCUUGUCUGCCACUGCCUUAGUUAAACCGUAGAGGGCAGGAUACAGAACUCACCAGCCAAUUUACUCUAGUCUAUUGGACUCAUGUGGAUGGUUAAGUUUUAAGUCAUGAAACAGAUUAAUUAUAUGCAAGACUACAUUGUUUAGACAUGUUUUAAAUUUUUGUGUGUAAGUGAGGUUCUGGAUGUUUAUGUUUUUAGCAGAUUGUUUAACAGUGUGAAGUGGCAGGUUGUACCAUCACCCACAAUGUAAAGUAUGUAAGUGUUUUUGUCAAGAUAUUCUGAAUUUUCUUUGUUCACAUUUUCAUUGCCAAUGGACCUUAGGGUAGGCGCCUUAUUUGAUUUUCCGCAAAUGAAAAAGAAGGCUGUUAGAAAUAGACGUACAGUCUCUUCAGUCGGUUGCACUGUACCUUGUCAAUCGUUUAGCUGAUUUGACGUUGAAUAUACAUCUACAAAAACUCUGGAAAUCUAGGCAUGACAUAGGACCUUAAAGGAAUAGUUCACCCAAAAAUGAAAAUUCUCUCAUCAUUCAUCCCAUGCCAUCACAGAUGUGCAUGACUCUCUUUCUUCAGUAGAACACAAUGAAGAUUUUUAGAAGUAGAUAGAGC
Messenger RNA from Myxocyprinus asiaticus (Chinese sucker), 4424 nucleotides. Its product is annotated as N-alpha-acetyltransferase 30-like. Bases 1492 to 2583 code for a protein of 363 amino acids. NCBI's taxonomy places the organism in Eukaryota, Metazoa, Chordata, Actinopteri, Cypriniformes, Catostomidae. The transcript has 4 exons. The record is from RefSeq and is a predicted model, not a curated record. Gene Ontology annotation, molecular function: protein-N-terminal amino-acid acetyltransferase activity. Gene Ontology annotation, biological process: N-terminal peptidyl-methionine acetylation. Gene Ontology annotation, cellular component: NatC complex.